AUGCGCCUAGAUGUGAAAAUCUACCUUAUUUUCUCCAUUUUACCCACGGUGUUCAGCUCAGUAAUUUCUCCAGUUUAUCUAAGUUAUGGCGAAUACGAACGCAUAGUCCCCAAUGCCUUUUCUCCCAGUGUUGCUUGUCUCAACGAUCAACCUUGGUUUGACUGGUUUUAUCGGGGAUUUGAACACCAUGAAAUUCGAAUUAAUGGUACUUCUCAGAAUGUAUUCCCAAUAAGGGUUUUUAUCGGAUCCAGUGUGUCAGAUCUUCAAUCACGAUCCCCCUGGCUCAAGGAUUUUCCUUCGGAUUUGGGAUCUGACUUCUACGAAAUAUAUCAAGAUUUAUCAAUCGAGCUUUAUGGAUUUGAUUCGCAUUGUGUGGCAUUUAUUAAGCCACCUGGUUUUGUACAACUUGGCCCCCUAGAUGCUUUAACUGUAGAAUUUACUUCCAGCAUUGACUAUUUCCGAUAUGCUCGUUUACUUGUCGGUCUUCUCUUGUACUUUGGAACUUCCUUUAUUACAGAGAACAUUGGGUUUUACUAUGCCUCUGGUGUAAGCUUAUCCGUAAUUGGAGGUCUCCUUAUUCUCCUCUUAAUCGCCAUGAGGUUGCUUCCAAAACGAACAACCCUAUUAUUGCAGUCGGCUUUGCUUAUCGGUAGUGGAUUUGCCAGCAUUUUAGUCAUUUACUUGCAAUAUCUUCGCACUCUUUUGUGGAGCUUCAUUGUAAAUCACGCUUUUCUUAUUCUGUGUUACAUUCUUAUAACUACUCUACUAUCUGCCAUAGUUCUCUACUGGUUUAGUCUUCCUGAACGACUUAUUGAAAGCUUUCCUCGAACUCAAAAUGUUUUUCGGUUUUGUCUCCGAAUUACUGGAAUCUCUCUCAUAGCUUCUGCCCCUCACCUUCCUUCAGAACUUACCCUCGUCACAAGAGUAAUUCGCAUUGUCGCCAGCUGUGCUGACUUCUACCUUGGUAUUGAUAGAUCGUAUGUAUUGGCAUUGUCGCCUUUGAUUAUGCGAGCUCUGUUUACUGCGGCUAUCGUGUUGUUGUGCUACUACGUAUUGUCUCAUUUUAAGAAUAAAAGACGGCCAAGAGUACUUUUAUCACCUCCUUCGAGAAGAAACAACUAUCGCCUUCCUGAUCUUCCCUGUGCUACAUCCUCCCCUCUCGGCACUCGAUCAACUUGGCGCACCCCGGUGUCUGAUGAAUACCUCUCUUCGCCGCCUCUAACCACACACUAUGGUGGCUAUGGCUACUUGCCGGUAAAUGACUCAAAUGGCUUUACAGACAGUUAUUGGGACGAAAAUGGCCUUGUUGUUUCGCCAGCUCAGUCAAGAAAUUGCCGAGGAAAUUCCAGUUUUGUUCCCCCUGUUCGUGAUCGAAAUUUAGCACCGCGACAGUAUCGUAGUCAUAUUGGAUGGAUGUCAAGGGAUGAGGUUGUCACAGAUGAUGAGGACUGA
Rodentolepis nana is the source of this 1452-nucleotide messenger RNA. The record is from the annotation of a GenBank genome assembly. Lineage: Eukaryota; Metazoa; Platyhelminthes; Cestoda; Cyclophyllidea; Hymenolepididae.